GACGGAAACAAAGAACCUUGAAAAAAAAAGCCUCGAAAUUCAUCAGCAAAGGAAGAAAAAUGGAGAAUCCGCUACCAAAGAGCUGGAGCAUUCACACCCGACCCGAGAUCAUAGCCAAGUACGAGAUCCUGGAGCGCGUGGGCUCAGGCGCCUACUCCGAUGUCUACAGGGCGCGUCGACUCUCCGACAACCUCAUAAUCGCCCUCAAGGAAGUCCACGACUACCAAUCGGCGUUCCGAGAAAUCGAGGCCUUACAAAUGCUCCAAAACUGCCCCAACAUCAUCGUUUUGCACGAGUACUUUUGGCGGGAAGACGAGGACGCCGUGCUCGUCCUGGAGUUCUUGAGGACCGAUUUAGCGGCGGUUAUUCACGAAGCGAAAAAGACGGAAGGUGGGAUCCGACUCGGUGAAGUUAAAAGGUGGAUGCUUCAGAUUUUAUGUGGGGUUGACGCGUGUCAUCGGAAUAUGAUCGUUCAUCGGGAUUUAAAGCCUGGGAAUUUGUUGGUUUCUGAUGAUGGGGUUCUUAAGUUAGCUGAUUUUGGCCAGGCAAGGAUACUCAUGGAGCCUGGAUUUGUUGCCAACAAUGAUAACCAACAAUCAUUUGAGCAGAACGCAGGAUAUCAGGAAAACACUUCUCCAACAUUAGAUUCUGUCUCUGAAGCAUGCAGCUCACCAAAUCUAGGAUUUAAUAACCAAGUGGAGGAAGAUAUAAGCAAAGAGGAAUAUUUUAGACAGUUAGUUGAGCUCAAGGCUAAACGACAUGCCACAGAUGAAUCUGACAAAGAAACAAAUAUAAAUGAUGGAGACACAUCUUGUCUUGCAACGGGUACCAUAAGUGACAUAGAGGAUGAUCCUCUCAAGAGUUCUUACUCAUACGAGGCUGAAGAGGGUGGGGAUGACAGACAUGGUGCUCUCACGUCUUGUGUUGGUACUCGCUGGUUCAGAGCCCCUGAACUACUCUAUGGAUCAAUAGACUAUGGGCUCGAGGUGGAUUUGUGGUCAUUGGGUUGCAUUUUUUCAGAGCUUCUAACCCUUGAGCCGCUUUUUCCUGGGAUUUCUGACAUUGAUCAGCUUGGCAAAAUCAUCAGUGUUUUAGGAAACUUGACUGAAGAAGUCUGGCCAAGCUGUUCGAAACUUCCUGAUUACAGAACUAUUUCUUUUGCCAAUAUUGAAAAACCAACUGGUUUAGAAGCCUGCCUACCCGACCGGUCUCCGAAUGAAAUCUCUCUUGUCAAACGACUUGUUUGUUAUGACCCAGCUAAUAGAGCUACUGCAAUGGAACUGCUCAAUGACAAGUAUUUCAAUGAAGAGCCCUUUCCCCUUCCCAUUUCUGAGCUGCAUGUACCUCUCACAAAGCAUGGCCAUGAUGAGGAUUCCCCUGGUGGGUUGAAUGAUUACAAUGACAUGGGUUCCGACUCUGAUUUUGAUGAGUUUGGCCCUGUUAAUGUCAGGACCACUGGCAGUGGUUUUUCCUUACAAUUCUCAUGAGCUUGGCCUGUAUAGAGGUACGGUGAAUGCUUAAAUUCUAUGUUCCAUUUUGUUUAAGGUAUUGUUAAAACCGGCAAUUAGGGAGAUGAUAAAUCAUGAAUCUGUCAAACUUGCUCGUCUUGUAUUAAAGCAACCUGUUGCAUUCUCUUCAUUCAUUGUAAAAACCAGAAACAUAUUCCUGUCUUAAAACGAAAUAAUUUUCCUCCGUUUAUGAUGUAAGUUUAUUUGAUGAAAGGCUUGAUCAA
Messenger RNA from Durio zibethinus, 1732 nucleotides. Its product is annotated as cyclin-dependent kinase F-1. The record is from RefSeq and is a predicted model, not a curated record. Gene Ontology annotation, cellular component: nucleus. NCBI's taxonomy places the organism in Eukaryota, Viridiplantae, Streptophyta, Magnoliopsida, Malvales, Malvaceae. Gene Ontology annotation, biological process: protein phosphorylation. Gene Ontology annotation, molecular function: protein serine/threonine kinase activity; ATP binding.